Molecule: messenger RNA, 4685 nt
Organism: Trachemys scripta elegans
Lineage: Eukaryota; Metazoa; Chordata; Testudines; Emydidae
Gene: GRM8
Product: glutamate metabotropic receptor 8
Exons: 11
Coding region: 474-3200 (908 amino acids)
Biological process (GO): G protein-coupled glutamate receptor signaling pathway; regulation of synaptic transmission, glutamatergic
Cellular component (GO): membrane
Molecular function (GO): group III metabotropic glutamate receptor activity
Source: RefSeq, a predicted model, not a curated record
UCGUGCUCUGGAAUCGCUGCCUCUUUCAGCACCAAGAACAGCUACAAGUGCAGCUCCUCGCGCGCCGGCAUGCACUGAAAUGGGGCUGAGAGCCACCGAGCCGGCUCCUUCCCAGCAGCUUCUUCCAGAGCCAGGGAGUACCUCAGCUGCAGGGCAAAAUGCAAGGACAUGAGUCGUUGACUUCCUUCCAGCAUCAGAGCCAUAGAUAUUAAUCUAUAUUUCAACUUCAAUCUACAAUAGCUGAAAACACCUCACCACAAAACAAAUUAACCCAUGGUACUGAUGGACGUUUUUUGUAAAACAUAUUUUAAGAACUUUUGUUGAGAUCUAUUUUCUACUUGUGGCACAAUUCUAUAUUGUUACUUAUUGGGCACUGAUGGUAGCUUUCAGAAGGUGCUGCUUCAAAUGGUCCACCUCCUCUUUUAGCAAGAAGGAACUUCGGGUCUUGGAUAGCAACAACGUCUGCGGGAAAAAUGGUAUACGAAGGAAAGCGGCUCGUCUCCUGCCAUUGUUUCUUCCUAUUAACAGCCAAAUUCUACUGGAUACUCAGUAUGAUGCAAAGAACUCAUGGCCAGGAAUAUGCCCACUCUAUUCGACUGGAUGGGGACAUCAUCUUGGGAGGACUGUUCCCUGUCCAUGCAAAAGGGGAUAGAGGGGUGCCUUGUGGGGAGCUGAAGAAGGAGAAGGGGAUCCACAGACUAGAGGCAAUGCUAUAUGCAAUAGAUCAGAUCAAUAAGGACCCCGAUCUUCUUGCCAAUAUCACUUUAGGUGUCCGGAUCCUAGAUACUUGUUCCAGGGACACUUAUGCAUUGGAGCAGUCCUUAACGUUUGUGCAAGCUUUGAUAGAGAAAGAUGGUUCAGAUGUGAAAUGUGCUAAUGGAGACCCACCUAUUUUCACUAAGCCAGACAAGAUAUCAGGUGUAAUAGGUGCUGCUGCAAGUUCUGUAUCCAUCAUGGUUGCUAAUAUUUUAAGACUUUUUAAGAUACCUCAAGUCAGCUAUGCAUCUACAGCUCCAGAAUUAAGUGAUAACACCAGGUAUGACUUUUUCUCUCGAGUGGUUCCACCUGACUCAUAUCAAGCCCAAGCCAUGGUCGAUAUUGUGACAGCACUUGGAUGGAACUACGUGUCAACACUGGCUUCAGAGGGAAACUAUGGAGAGAGUGGUGUAGAAGCAUUUACUCAGAUCUCGAGGGAAAUUGGUGGCGUUUGCAUCGCUCAGUCGCUAAAAAUCCCCCGUGAACCAAGACUGGGAGAAUUUGACAAGAUCAUCAAGCGCUUGUUGGAAACUCCUAAUGCUCGAGCAGUGAUCAUGUUUGCAAACGAGGAUGAUAUUAGGCGAAUAUUAGAAGCAGCCAAAAAAACUAAUCAAACUGGACAUUUUCUUUGGAUUGGCUCAGAUAGUUGGGGGUCAAAAAUUUCACCUGUUUACCAACAGGAAGAGAUUGCAGAAGGAGCAGUCACCAUUCUGCCCAAAAGAGCUUCUAUCGAUGGAUUCGAUAGAUAUUUUCGGAGCCGUACCCUUGCUAAUAAUCGAAGAAAUGUGUGGUUUGCAGAAUUUUGGGAGGAGAAUUUUGGAUGCAAGUUAGGAUCACAUGGAAAAAGAAACAGCAAUAUCAAGAAAUGCACAGGCUUAGAAAGAAUUGCAAGAGAUUCAGCCUAUGAGCAAGAAGGAAAGGUCCAGUUUGUAAUUGAUGCUGUAUAUUCCAUGGCCUAUGCACUACAUAGCAUGCAUAAAGAGCUCUGUCCUGGAUAUAUUGGUCUGUGUCCAAGGAUGAGCACGAUUGAUGGUAAAGAGCUACUUAGUUAUAUCCGGGCUGUAAACUUUAACGGGAGUGCUGGAACGCCUGUUAUUUUCAAUGAAAAUGGAGAUGCGCCUGGGCGCUAUGAUAUAUUUCAGUAUCAAAUGACCAACAAAAGUGCAGAAUACAAAGUAAUUGGUCACUGGACAAAUCAACUUCAUCUAACUGUAGAAGACAUGCAGUGGGCUAGCAGAGAUCAUACUCAUCCAGCAUCUGUUUGCAGCCUGCCCUGUAAACCUGGGGAAAGAAAGAAAACAGUAAAGGGAGUGCCUUGCUGUUGGCACUGUGAACGCUGUGAAGGGUACCAUUACCAAGUGGAUGAGCUCACCUGUGAACUAUGCCCAUUUAAUAAGCGACCAAAUGCCAACCGCACAGAUUGCCAGCUUAUUCCAAUAAUCAAACUGGAAUGGCAUUCUCCCUGGGCCAUCGUGCCCGUGUUCAUAGCUAUUCUCGGAAUUAUUGCAACCACCUUUGUCAUCGUGACAUUUGUCCGCUACAAUGACACACCCAUCGUCAGGGCAUCUGGCCGCGAACUCAGCUACGUGCUAUUGACUGGGAUUUUUCUCUGUUACUCUAUCACUUUUUUAAUGAUCGCCGCUCCGGACACAGUGAUCUGCUCAUUUCGACGGCUCUUUUUAGGACUCGGCAUGUGCUUCAGUUACUCUGCCUUGCUCACAAAAACUAAUAGAAUCCACAGAAUAUUUGAGCAAGGUAAAAAAUCUGUCACAGCUCCAAAGUUUAUUAGCCCGGCUUCCCAGUUGGUGAUCACUUUCAGCCUCAUAUCCAUGCAGCUUCUUGGAGUCUUCAUCUGGUUUGCUGUUGAUCCACCACAUAUCGUAGUAGACUAUGGAGAGCAGAGGACACUUGAUCCAGAAAAUGCCAGAGGAGUUCUCAAAUGUGACAUUUCUGAUCUUUCUCUCAUUUGUUCCCUUGGAUACAGUAUUCUCUUGAUGGUCACAUGCACUGUGUAUGCUAUUAAAACAAGAGGGGUUCCAGAGACCUUCAAUGAAGCAAAACCCAUUGGAUUUACUAUGUACACCACCUGCAUAAUUUGGUUAGCUUUUAUUCCAAUCUUUUUUGGUACUGCGCAGUCCACAGAGAAGAUGUACAUCCAGACAACAACACUUACUGUCUCCAUGAGUUUAAGUGCUUCAGUAUCUCUGGGCAUGCUCUACAUGCCCAAGGUUUAUAUUAUCAUUUUUCAUCCAGAGCAGAAUGUUCAAAAACGGAAGAGGAGCUUCAAGGCUGUUGUGACAGCUGCCACAAUGCAAAGCAAACUGAUCCAAAAAGGAAACGACAGACCAAAUGGCGAGGUCAAAACUGAACUGUGUGAAAGUCUUGACACCAACAGUAAGUCAUCUGUAGACUUUCCCAUGGUCAAGAGUGGAAACACUUCCUAAUAGAUCUUCCUCUACCAAGACAACAUAUGUCAGCUACAGCAAUCAUGCAAACUGAGCAGGGAAAUGAAACACACCUGAAGUAUGUGAAAAUUAAAACAAACAAACAAUGAAUUUACUACCACCAAAACCUCGGUCUUGGAAAGAGCUGUAGACUACAAUCAACUCAACAGUCAGUCUCUUAAUGGACAAAGAUUAACAAGGAGCCAAAAGCAGGAGGGGCGGGGAAGGGAAAAGCUCAGUUUUAUACAAGUCAGACUGAAUGUCAAACUUCUAAACUGUUUACUCACAAAAGGAAGUAAAUCACAAAAGGAAAACAAAUGUUAGCUUGUGAAAAAAAAAAAUGCUGUUGAAAUAAACCAUGUCUGAUGUUAUACUUGUAAGUACUUUUUUGUGAUUGUGAGAAUUUCCAUUCCUGUCCCACAUUGUUCAACUUGUAUAAGAAGAUGAAUUUGUUUCUUGUGAUGACUGACUGAAUUGAAGCCCUGGGUUGUGCUAAAAUAAAUGCAAUGAUUGACGCAUGCAAAUUUUUAUACAAAAUAAUUUAUUUCUAAUAAUAAAGGAAUGUUUUGCAAAUGUUCAGACUUGUUUCGUUGAAGUUUUAAGGAAGAAAAAACAAAUAAUAUUUUAAGUCCUGACGAUAUUGUCUAUUGUUUGUUUAGAAUGUGCAGUAAAGGGGGGGAGGGAUAUAAUUAAAACAAUAAUAAUGGUGUCAGAGGAAUGCAGUGUAAAGUAUAAGCAUGUUGAUGGAGGUGUCUGUAUGUGCGUGCGUGUGUGUGUGCGCUCUCUGAGGUGGGUGAAUUUAUUUGUUUUUAAAAUUGUGACUAUUUUAAAAUUGCUGGUGGGAAUUUUUCCCAAAGUAAAUACAUUUUAUAAGAUUUUGUGAAAUGAAGGAUUCCUGAUGUUGUGCUCACCAUUUAUGAUUCAGCAACUGUUUUUUUUUCUUUUGAAAAAAUUAUCAGACAAUUAUAACAAAGAUGGUAAAACUAAAAACUCAGAUUUCUUAUAGUAAUCAGAACCAGCAAACUGAAAUAAAAGGUUAAUCUUAUUAUCCUAUACUAUGCUAUUAUGUUGCUGAUAUUCCCCCAUCAGCUAUGAUGGUUUGCCAUUGCUGGCAAUCACAUCUUAUUGAUGGAUGCCUUAGAAAUAAUGUAGAAAGGAAUCAGGGGAAUAUUUGGAAAACAGUAAAGUGGAUAUAUGAACUAACUUAUCAAACCUUUCAAAAUCAAAGGAAAUGGCUAUUCAAGUACAAUUCUGAUGUCUUCUAAUUUUCAGAAUUAAAUUAUUCAGUAGUUAAUGGUGCCAUGCCGUUAGAAAUGGUUGUACCAAAGACAGAGAAAAAACAAGAGAGAUUGGAACCAGUGUAGAGAUCUAUCAUGUUAAUAAGCCACUCUAGACAAGUUAAAAGCAGACUGCUAGAGGCUUUCAGCUCUGUCACCAAUGUCUAUGAUGUGCUUUGAGACUUUUUCUACUCUAUACAAUAUCUAC